Molecule: messenger RNA, 4123 nt
Organism: Micropterus salmoides (largemouth bass)
Lineage: Eukaryota; Metazoa; Chordata; Actinopteri; Centrarchiformes; Centrarchidae
Gene: exd2
Product: exonuclease 3'-5' domain containing 2
Exons: 9
Coding region: 970-2901 (643 amino acids)
Biological process (GO): nucleobase-containing compound metabolic process
Cellular component (GO): cytoplasm; nucleus
Molecular function (GO): nucleic acid binding; 3'-5' exonuclease activity
Source: RefSeq, a predicted model, not a curated record
AUAAUAAGACAGAAACUGAUAUCCGUCAAGCUUGCCUUUAAAAUCUCAAAGUUUUAUUUGAGGGGAAAAGGUAACCCGAUUAAGUUUUUAACCCUGUUGUGCCACAGCAAACGGUCAACGCUAGCAGAAGUUGCACUGCUGAAGCUAGCUGUGAUUUGAUAAUAGCUUCAACGGUCGACUGACGGGACACAGAAGAGCCUGGUGCUUUAUAUGUUGUCGUCUGAGUCGUAUGAACCCUACAAUGUAACUUUAGUCAUGAAACGGCCAAGUAUUCACUUCAACGAGCGCUGUUGUCAAGCUUUAGCCUUGAAUGUGACGUGAAUGUGGGGUUAGCUGCACCACCGUUAGCAAGCUAUCUAACGUGACACAACUUGACCUGUGACCCAUUAAAUGCGUUGACCUCAUUAGGAAUACCUGCUCUGCAACUGUAUAGUAUAACGUUAGUCUGUCUGUGGACCACUAACACCCGGUCUUUUCUUUUAGUUAAUCCUCUAGCCUUACAGAAUCUGAUAGAUCAUAGCUUUGGGUACAUCCAGAUCACAGCAACAUAUUUAAUCACCUAAACCCAACAAAAUUAAUUAUGCAAUAGUGUGAUAAAAAUGCCAAUUAACUCUGUCUUGUGUAACACAGCUGUCAUUAGAGCGAAUGUGCCCGAGGGUUUCUGUUCUUUUCCAUGAUAACCUGUUGUUGAUGGUUUGAUACAAAAUCUGUUAUAUUACACAACUCUGGAUUUAAACUAGCGUACUGCCCCAAUACUGACAUAUUUUUCCAGUUGUAUACUAUCAAACAUAGAUAAAGCUCGAAGGUUACCGCUUGUUUAUGAAUAGGGGACCUGUGGUGUUGCCUUUUUGUUCCAGAGACAUGCAGUGUCUGUCUAGAUCACAGAAACAGAGCCAGGUUUACAUGGGAUCCCACUGACACAGGAAAGGUUUGCACUUUUCAGCCAGCUGAAGAUAACUACAAGUCAACAUGUCUCAUCGAGGGCCUUUAACUGCUGUUAUAACUACAGUAUUAGGGGCAACCUUAGGAGGACUGCUCAUAUGGCAUGUUUACAGAACGAAAGGGAAGAGGUUGCCUUCCACUCAGAAGGUGGCUGAUCCUGUAGAAGCUCCAUGUCCUGUGGAAAAGGAGUUUACAGCCGUAGAGCAUCAAUACACCCAACCAUCACAUCUUCUGGAGAAAGAGGUCAAGGUUGUGGAGUGUCAGACCGCACAACUGCCCCCUUCUGUACAGAUACCAUCUUCUGAACAGCUGCUUGGGGUGAAACCAGUGAUGGUGAGCUCUGAAGAGGAAUGGCAGCAGCUGUGGCCACUGAUGCAAAAGGAGCUGUCGGUCUUCCCUGUGCUGGGGCUUGACUGUGAAUGGGUAAAGACCAAAGGCGUGUCUGCGAAAGGCCGAACCUCUGCGGUCUCCCUGUUGCAGAUGGCCACAUAUUCAGGUCUUUGUGUCCUGGUGAGACUGUUGGCGUUUCGCAGCAGCCAGCAGCCAUUCCCUCUCAGUUUAAUGGAAGUCCUCAGAGACCCACACAUCUUGAAAGUUGGUGUCAGUUGCUAUGAAGAUGGCAAGCGUCUGACGCGUGACUAUGGUCUGUCGCUGACAUGUACGGUUGACCUGCGUUACCUUGCCUUAAGACAAAGGCUAGCUACAGUGAAUAAUGGCCUGAGUCUGAAGUCUCUGGCAGCCGAUCUGUUGAAUAUAUCCUUAGACAAAUCUCUGGAGCUGCGCUGCAGUGACUGGGAGGCAGAUCAACUGACGCUGGAGCAGAUGACGUAUGCUGCCAGAGAUGCCCAAGUUUCCAUCGCCCUCUUCCUUCAUGUCCUUGGCCUCCGCUCUGAAGCCAAUUCUGCCUCCAGCGGGAGUUCUUACUCUGAGUUGGCUGCCCGCUGCCAGGGCCUGGUGGACAUGCCCUUCAGGGGCCGAGGAGAGGGCGAUGAUAGGGCCUCUGACGGAGAGCGGAGGCGGCGGAUGCGGAAACCCCCCAGUUAUGAAAGUCCGGAGUCUGGAGAUCAGCAAGUCCCAGACCCUCGAAAGAAUAACAAGAGGAAACCGCUGGGUGUAGGCUAUUCUGCCAGAAAGUCUCCCCUCUAUGAUAACUGCUUCCUCCAUGCCCCAGAUGGCCAGCCUCUGUGUACCUGCGACAAGAAGAAAGCCAAAUGGUACCUAGAUAAAGGAAUAGGAGUGCUCCAGAGUGAAGAUCCUUUUGUUGUGAGGCUGCUGUUUGAACCGUCAGGACGUCCCGACUCCCAGCAGGACUAUUAUCUCACUGCUAAGGAGAAUCUCUGUGUUGUCUGCGGCAAAGCAGAUUCCUACAUCAGGAAAAACAUUGUGCCACAUGAGUACAGACGGCAUUUUCCCAGUGAGAUGAAGGACCACAACUCCCAUGACAUCCUGUUGCUCUGCACCAGUUGCCACGCCGCCUCCAAUGUGCACGACAGCUUCUUGAAGCAGCAGCUAGCUGAAGACUUCGUCGCCCCUCAGGGCUGCGAGGACGGAGUUCGCCUUCUGGAGGACUCGGACCGGCGGCGGGUACGUUCGGCAGCUCGGGCUCUUCUCACCGCUGGGGAAGGACUGCCAGAGCAGCGACGAGAGGAGCUGCAGGCUUUGAUCAAGAGCUUCCUUAACAUGAACGAGGAGCAGGAGCUGACGGACGAGGCGCUGCAGCAGGCUGCAGGUUUGGAGACGAGGAUUUUCAACGAGGCGUACGUGCCUCACGGUCUGAAGGUGGUGCGAGCCCAUGCCGAGCAGGGCCUGCAGGGCCUGAUGGACCUGGAGCGUCGCUGGAGGCAGCACUUCCUUACCACCAUGCAGCCCAGCCACCUCCCUCCCCUCUGGUCCGUCGACCACAACCACAGCAAGUUCCUCCGCAAAUACGGAGAUGACCUGCCCAUCAAACUAAACUGACUGUCAGUCCCCACAAGGACCACAAGCAGGACCAGCACAGAAAGCUGACUUUUCUCAUCUGCCGGUCAAGGUGCCGGUUGGAUUUGAAACUUCCACAGUCACUGUCAGUUUUACAAGCCAAAUUGCUUCUCUUUUUUUAGUGAGUGGAUGAAUGAACUCCUCUACCAGCCGGGACCCAAAUGUUACCAGCAUGUAGCGGCUGUUACGUUACCAUUUACCACAAGGCCAUGAUGAGUGUGUGAGUGAAUACUCGAUCUGCGAAGGACAUUGGACGACGUUUCACUCUUUGUGGUGACACAGGUGCUGGUAAGACGUUGCUAGGCUGCCACCUGGAUCCUGAAUUAAUUUGAUCAGAGACGAUAUCCAGCAUCGAAUCUGAAAAACACUAACUCCACAAUGCAAUGGUGGAUAUAUGACCACUUGUUUUAAUCAUGGUAAAAAAAUAUUGAAUUAUUUAUGAAAAAAGUUAAAAUAUUGACAUUUAAGAACUGAUUUGUAGGAAAAAGGUGCACCUGCUCUUAAUUUCCCCCUGAACACCCCCACUCCCCCCUUGCAGGCUAGCAGCUUUUACCUCAGUCAGUCUGAGAAUAAAUUACUUGCUUUGCAGAGAGAGGGUCAUUUUUAUAUGCCCUUUAAAUUUGGCACUCCCCCCUGCUUUUUGUUUUGUCUAUUGUCUGUUUUAAGUCAAUAGAUAAAGUAGGAGUUUCCCAGAAGCAUCUUGAAGUCAAAUUUCCUUAAACUUUGGUCUGGUGUCUUUGGGCCUGAAUGUAUUCCAUCUGUUUGUUUUUGCAGGGGAAGAUCAAUCCUAACCACAGUAAAGUUGGCUGGCUUAGUCAAUCAUUUUAAACUUCCAAUGUUCAUGUCCAGAUGCUGAUUCUCCCGACGGUUGGGACAACUCCAUGGCUCAUGUUUUAAUGUGCCUCUUAAUCCCCAAACCUGCCCGGAGACUUCACAGCAUCAGGACAUGACCUCCUUACUGUUUCACUAUGACGUCAUUUUACAGAAUUCAACCUACAGUCAAGAAAAGCUGCCAACUCUUGUGCUUUAGAAAAUUACCUUAAAACUAAACCCCCCUUUGCAAGACAGAUUUAUCUUUUGAGCGUGAAUUUAUUUACAAUACAGCUGCUUUUGUCUUUUCGUAAUUUCUUGGAUGAAAGGCCUAAAGCUGCUUUUGUUUUCCUAAAUUGUGAAUGAUGCACAAAAUAAAAGUCAUGUUUAUAUA